Molecule: messenger RNA, 1289 nt
Organism: Sardina pilchardus (European sardine)
Lineage: Eukaryota; Metazoa; Chordata; Actinopteri; Clupeiformes; Clupeidae
Gene: acer1
Product: alkaline ceramidase 1
Exons: 7
Coding region: 121-921 (266 amino acids)
Biological process (GO): sphingosine biosynthetic process; ceramide catabolic process
Cellular component (GO): endoplasmic reticulum; membrane
Source: RefSeq, a predicted model, not a curated record
UCAGGGCCAAUUUGCCAGAACCGUGCCUCCCCGCGCUGUCACGAAUUGUGCGCCAACCUACACCUUUUCCACGGAAUUCCCGACCGGUAGGCUACCAGCACAUGCCAGAGGUCUGGAGAUAUGGCUGGUGUGUUCGCCUACGAAAGCUCUGAGGUGGAUUGGUGCGAGGACAACUACAGACACUCCGACAACGUGGUGGAGUACUUUAACACAAUGAGCAGCUUCGUAUUCUUCGUGAUUUCUCCCAUCAUGCUCUACCUGUUGCACCCGUACGCCCGCGAGAGGAACCUGGCCGUCCACCUGGUGUGGCUCAUGAUGAUCUUUGUAGGCCUGUUCUCCAUGUAUUUCCACAUGACGCUGAGCUUCAUGGGUCAGAUGCUGGACGAGCUGUCCAUCCUGUGGGUGCUGGCCCUGGGCUACUCCCUGUGGUUCCCACGGAAACACUUCCCUUCCUUCAUCAAGGACAGAACCUCGUUCUCGAGGAUGGUGCUGGCGGUGACGCUGGUGACGACGCUGUCGUCGUUCGUGAAGCCCACGGCCAACGCCUACGUGCUCAACUGCUUCGCCCUGCACAUCCUCUACUCGCUGUGCGUGGAGAUGCGGAGUUGUACUGACCAGCGAGUGCUGCGAUUGGCUAAGAUGUCGGUGGGCCUGUGGCUGCUGGCCAUCUCCUGCUGGAUCAGUGACCGUUUUGGAUGCAGCUUCUGGCAGCAGCUCAACUUCUGCUAUUUGCAUGGCAUCUGGCACAUCCUGAUUGUGGUGGCCACUGCCUACGGAAGCACGCUAAUAGCCUAUCUGGACGCUAGCUUCGAGAUCCCCUACUCUCUGCCUGGCCUGCAGUACUGGCCUAGCGACCACUGGGCCCUGGGGCUGCCCUACAUUGUGCUGAAGGGGACCACCAAGACCAGGAAGGAGUGUUGAGAUGACCGCACGCCACGCUAGGGGACCACCAAGACCAGGAAGGAGUGUUGAGAUGACCGCACGCCACGCUAGGGGACCACCAAGACCAGGAAGGAGUGUUGAGAUGACCGCACGCUACGCUAGGGGACCACCAAGACCAGGAAGGAGUGUUGAGAUGACCGCACGCUACGCUAGGAGAACCCUGAUGGUAUAUGAACACCAGAGGUGCUUCUCUACAUGCCUCCUCUGGAUAGACUAUCCCAUUGUUUUCGCCCCAUCAUUCUUUAUGUAGAUCAGUGAGGAUGGAGGCCCGAGGAGCGAGGGAGGACGUAUAAAAGCCCAAAUGAGAGGCACCCCAAGAUCUGGAAUUGUAAGGGAGGGUUAAGGCC